GGGGGACAAACAGGGUAGAGCAGCUGCAGCGGGGCCCACCUUGUUUUCGUGUCCCCACCACACAAAGAGGAACAGGAACCACCUCACCGGAAGCAGUCCCUCUGCUCUCUGAGGCAUUACACAUUCCUCCGCGCGCCGGAAGAGCGCGUUCAACCUUGCGGGAUUGCUUCUCCCUCGCCUCUCCUCGAGGCGAGGUCGCGCAGCCUUCAGGGGCCACGCACCCGGUGUGGACGGAGAGCGCAGAACUUUGACGGGCAAGCAGAGGAAAAGGGGCACGCCGGCUGUCAUGGAAGGGAGGAAGGAGAGAAGACCGGACUAGACGUGGCGGCGGUGGGAUUUUGUUUCCUGCCGUGGCGGACGGAUUUAGCAGUACGUUAACUUCCGGAAGCGUCCUGUCCCUGAGAGGAAAAGCCCUGAAGGAAACAAUAACAAACGACCUGGAGGAAGCGCUUCUGGGUCUUCUGUGAGGACUCGUUCUCUCCUAAGAAGAUGCGCUGCGGCCCCUGUGAGGAGACGUGAGAGGGCUUGGUGGCCGUCAGCUAGCCUUUCCCCGCUCGUGCACCUCAGGCGCCCCCCCGACCCCCGGCUUUGACCAUGGCGGGCGUGGGCCCGGGGGGCUACGCGGCCGAGUUCGUGCCGCCGCCCGAGUGCCCGGUCUUUGAGCCCAGUUGGGAGGAGUUCACAGACCCGCUGAGUUUUAUCGGUCGCAUCCGGCCUUUGGCUGAGAAAACUGGCAUCUGCAAAAUCCGUCCACCCAAGGAUUGGCAACCUCCAUUUGCCUGUGAAGUAAAAACCUUCCGAUUCACUCCCAGAGUCCAGCGCCUGAAUGAACUUGAGGCAAUGACUAGAGUAAGAUUGGACUUCUUGGAUCAACUGGCAAAAUUUUGGGAACUUCAAGGAUCUACAUUGAAGAUCCCUGUGGUGGAGAGAAAAAUCCUGGAUUUGUAUGCUUUAAGUAAGAUUGUUGCCAGCAAAGGAGGCUUUGAAAUAGUCACCAAAGAGAAGAAAUGGUCUAAAGUGGGUAGCCGGUUGGGAUAUCUGCCAGGAAAAGGAACUGGGUCUCUUUUGAAGUCACACUAUGAAAGAAUUCUCUACCCAUAUGAGCUUUUCCAAUCUGGUGUCAGCCUCAUGGGUGUACAAAUGCCUGAUUUAGAUCUUAAAGAAAAAGUUGAGGCUGAGGUUCUCAGCACUAACAUCCAGCCUUCCCCAGAGCGGGGAACAAGAAUGAAUAUUCCACCAAAAAGAACAAGACGAGUUAAAUCUCAGUCAGACUCUGGAGAAGUAAAUAGAAACACAGAACUGAAGAAACUUCAGAUUUUUGGGGCUGGACCCAAAGUUGUGGGCCUAGCAGUAGGAGCAAAAGAUAAAGAAGAUGAGGUCACACGAAGACGAAAAGUUACCAACAGGUCAGAUGCAUUUAACAUGCAAAUGAGACAACGGAAAGGAACUCUGUCUGUUAACUUUGUUGAUCUCUAUGUUUGCAUGUUUUGUGGUCGAGGAAACAAUGAGGAUAGACUGCUUUUGUGUGAUGGAUGCGAUGACAGCUAUCAUACGUUCUGUCUUCUUCCACCACUACCUGACGUGCCCAAAGGAGACUGGAGGUGUCCUAAAUGUGUUGCUGAGGAAUGUAACAAACCUCGAGAAGCCUUUGGAUUUGAGCAAGCUAUAAGAGAAUAUACACUUCAAAGCUUUGGAGAGAUGGCAGAUAAUUUUAAGUCUGAUUAUUUCAAUAUGCCAGUCCAUAUGGUUCCAACAGAGCUAGUAGAAAAGGAAUUCUGGCGGCUAGUAAGUAGUAUUGAAGAAGAUGUUAUUGUAGAGUAUGGAGCUGAUAUCUCUUCAAAAGAUUUUGGAAGUGGAUUUCCUAUAAAGGAUGGUCAGAGAAAGAUGUUGCCAGAAGAAGAGGAAUAUGCACUUUCUGGUUGGAAUUUGAAUAACAUGCCUGUUCUGGAGCAGUCUGUUCUUGCACAUAUUAAUGUGGACAUUUCUGGUAUGAAGGUGCCAUGGCUCUAUGUGGGGAUGUGCUUCUCUUCUUUUUGCUGGCAUAUUGAAGAUCACUGGAGUUAUUCCAUUAACUACUUGCAUUGGGGCGAGCCAAAGACAUGGUAUGGUGUACCAUCUCAUGCUGCAGAACAACUGGAGGAGGUGAUGAGGGAGCUGGCCCCUGAGUUAUUUGAAUCACAGCCUGAUCUCCUACAUCAGUUAGUAACCAUCAUGAACCCAAAUGUGCUCAUGGAGCAUGGUGUGCCUGUGUACAGGACUAAUCAGUGUGCUGGAGAGUUUGUGGUGACGUUUCCUCGUGCCUAUCACUCUGGAUUUAACCAGGGAUACAAUUUUGCCGAAGCGGUGAACUUCUGUACUGCUGACUGGGUCUGUUCUAUAGCACGUGGCUGUUUUGCCCAUUGGACGUCAGUGUGUAAAUCACUAUCGACGGCUGAGACGCCAUUGUGUCUUUUCGCACGAGGAACUCAUUUUCAAGAUGGCAGCAGACCCAGAAUGCUUAGAUGUGGGCCUGGCUGCCAUGGUAUGCAAAGAGUUGACUCUCAUGACUGAAGAAGAGACACGAUUAAGGGAAUCAGUUGUUCAAAUGGGUGUUGUGAUGUCAGAAGAAGAAGUCUUUGAACUUGUUCCUGAUGAUGAGCGGCAGUGUUCAGCAUGCAGAACCACAUGUUUUC
Molecule: messenger RNA, 2672 nt
Organism: Arvicanthis niloticus (Nile rat)
Lineage: Eukaryota; Metazoa; Chordata; Mammalia; Rodentia; Muridae
Product: lysine-specific demethylase 5A-like
Biological process (GO): chromatin remodeling; regulation of DNA-templated transcription
Cellular component (GO): nucleus; chromatin
Molecular function (GO): DNA binding; histone H3K4me/H3K4me2/H3K4me3 demethylase activity
Source: RefSeq, a predicted model, not a curated record